AUCGGUUGCUAUGGUGAUUUUGCAAGAUGGCGGAAGCUUGGUGCUGCACAGAAGGUGACGAAAAUUCGUCCGAGAAGAUAGCACCCCUUGUUACUUACACCAUGGAUCCUGUCGUCAAAGAGAUACCUGUGUUCCUGUCCAAGACUCUGGCGGAUAAGCUGUAUAUUGUUCAGUACCCUGCAUAUGUCACCGAUGGCUACGCCAACGCCACCAUCUUGAAAACCUCUAUCAAGCCUGAAAAUAAGAAGAUCCACAUGGAGUUUGCAAUAGACACACUGAACGAAAACUCUUACGAUUCCAAUGUGGGGAAACAAUUGGCUCUCAUUGUGGACAGCAAAUCUAAAAAGGAUGAUGAAAGAGUAUUUAAUAGCGAACUAAUGGACAAGAUUAUGUUGACUUCAGAACGGACAAUGUCAGACUGCUCGAAUUUAGCAAUCGGAGUAUUUCAGGAUGAUGAGCUACAUAUCACACCAUUGAAUGGGAUGCUACAUAUGAAAUUACAGUGUGAUUACCUGGACGAGAGUGACAAGCGUGGCAAGGAUACGGCAAAAGGUACAGGAGAAGAUGGUGAUGAGGAUGAGGAUAAUGCUAUGCCAGUACAAGUGACAUUUGCCAAAAAUCUGCCAGAUAAUUUGAAAAGGAUGCAGGAGCAGUCUUUUCAGCAUCACUCCAAGAAGAGUCAGGAGGAGCCUUGGAUACAUACGAAUUACAUACCGUUUUACGAUACACAAACUGAAUUGACACGGAUGGAAAUGUUCUGUUCAUUAGCAGAUGAGUCUGUAAAUCUGAAUUUAGUAUCGAGGAAUUAUCUAUCUCUAUUGGUACCCGAAGAAUGUAACUCGCGAGAAUAUGAGAAUCAAGCAGACUUUCACAAUGUGGUAACCUUGCCUCUGUUGGACCAAAUCAGGAUAAUCAUGAAACAUGUGAAAGUUAUAGCCUUCGCAUCGUUACGCGAGUUUUUAUCCCCGAUACAUGAUACAACAACAGUGCUAAAAUAUAUGCAGCAAGUAGCUGUGCUGGUGCAGGGUAAUUGGGUCGUAAACAGCGAACUAAUCUAUCCCAAGGACAGUCUUUCUGUACAGAAUGGUAUCUCCGAGCUCAUGUGCAAAGCUCGCGAUUACAUCUUAUUAUUAUUUACGGAGCACCAGUAUCUCAAGCGCAACGCAGUCUUAUCUUUCAUUAAGUUGGCAUCAGAUGAAAUCAAUCAAAUCUUCGAGGAACUCGGCAUAUACGAACCGAAGAAGGGUUGGCGAUUGAAACAGCCACCUAACUGGAGCUUCUGCGACAGAUAUCCCGAGAUCGCCCAGCGGCAGGAGAUGUUCUGGGAUGCGAAGCGAAAGCACCUGCGCGAAACGAUGGAGGCGUAUAACCAACCGCCGCAGCGUCAGCGCCGCAAGUCGAACCGGGAGUCGCUGGGUUCGGAAAACGAAGAAAGGAACGUCGGUCGCGGCCGCAAGUCGCUCAGAGAUUCGUCCCUGUCGGAUAACGAUGGCGAGCCUGCUAAACACAAGAAGAGCGGUCGUUCCAGAAAAGUAUCGGAGACCACCACGUGACCAAAACCGAUGCGUUGAGGCAACUGAGCGCCUCUUGCUGUGGCAUUCACGAGUCGCGAAAUAUUUCCGCAAACCACGCCGGAAAGACGAUUUCUCCUAAGACAAAGCUUACGGCCCAAGCGAUAACGAUAUUAUGUGCGAUUAGUCCAUCAUAUGUAUAUAUAAAUAUAGUACAUCGUAGUAUAUUCUGCUAUAUUUAUUAGCGCGACGUAUAUAACAUGCAAUAUAUAUAAACAGACGGUGUAUAUCAUAUUGUUAUAAUGAAGCAUGCCUAAAUAUGAAGUAUUAAAACACAGCGCGCGCACUGUGUCUCUACACAGCGUUUUCUGCUUUUCAAUCGUGGGAUAUAGACAUAUUUUGUAUAUAGCGAUUAAUAAUUAUACUAUGUUUUAUUGAGAAUGUGAAUAGCGAUUGAGAAAACAAUGGAUGCCUUUUUUUAUAUUGGUAAUAGAAUCGUUAUUAUGAAAUAUUCCGCAACAAAAUACAUAUCAUAUACACUUAUGGCAAUGCUAAUCAAUAUACAAAACCAAAGCGAGCGUUUAUCAUUUCUUGAUUUCUACCUAAAUCGAAUUCGAAUAUCAUAAUAACAAUCAUAUUAGCAAUAUGAAAAAAACAAAUUAAUUGUUUUCUUAACAUGCUAUUCGUCAAUGAUAUUUAUAAUUUUGCCUUCUAAUCGUAGGAUAUAGAUACGCGCUUUGUAGGUAGCGAUUAAUAAUUAUAUAUUGCUGAUGGGGCUGAGAAAA
Formica exsecta is the source of this 2296-nucleotide messenger RNA. RefSeq names its product DNA-directed RNA polymerase III subunit RPC5 (gene Polr3E). The record is from RefSeq and is a predicted model, not a curated record. Gene Ontology annotation, cellular component: nucleus; RNA polymerase III complex. The transcript has 9 exons. Bases 27 to 1553 code for a protein of 508 amino acids. NCBI's taxonomy places the organism in Eukaryota, Metazoa, Arthropoda, Insecta, Hymenoptera, Formicidae. Gene Ontology annotation, biological process: DNA-templated transcription.